AUGGCCGCGGUCAUUGAAGAAGAUGGGCCCAGCAGCAAAUCCCAAAGGGCGACACCACCCGAGGACAGAAUGUUCGGCAUUACUACAUCGUUCGACACAACAAACCCAGUUUCCUCUACAACCUCCGGGACAAUGACACUAUCCAAAGCUACAAUUGAUACGGAGGCUCAGAAAGCGACCGAGCUGGCCCGUCGACGACGUCGUGCCGAAAAGAAACUAUCCAGAGCACAAAUUUUGAUCAGGAGUGCUCAGGCAGCAAUUGACGAGGUUCGACCAAAAUCAGAGGCAGAGAUCAAGAAGGAAAAGAAAAAGAUGAAGUGCGCGAGAAGUAUGUUGAACAGGGCCGAGAAGACAUUGAAGGAUAAUGAGUGCAUUGCUCCUAGGAAGAGGAAGAAUAUGGCGAGGGAAAUGAGGAAAGAGAUGUUUGAGAGUUUGGCGAAUUUAGCGAUGUGA
Molecule: messenger RNA, 453 nt
Organism: Glarea lozoyensis ATCC 20868
Lineage: Eukaryota; Fungi; Ascomycota; Leotiomycetes; Helotiales; Helotiaceae
Exons: 2
Coding region: 1-453 (150 amino acids)
Source: RefSeq, a predicted model, not a curated record